This is a messenger RNA of Cynocephalus volans (Philippine flying lemur), 2806 nucleotides long. RefSeq names its product zinc finger protein 699 (gene ZNF699). The transcript is spliced from 7 exons. The coding region runs from base 134 to 1837 and encodes 567 amino acids. The record is from RefSeq and is a predicted model, not a curated record. Gene Ontology annotation, molecular function: RNA polymerase II cis-regulatory region sequence-specific DNA binding; DNA-binding transcription factor activity, RNA polymerase II-specific. Gene Ontology annotation, cellular component: nucleus. Gene Ontology annotation, biological process: regulation of transcription by RNA polymerase II. NCBI's taxonomy places the organism in Eukaryota, Metazoa, Chordata, Mammalia, Dermoptera, Cynocephalidae.
GGCCGCCAUGUCAACUUGCACCUCCUCCUGCGUCUGAGAAAAGAAAAGCGUCUCUGCCAUUCGCGUCGGAGGGACAAGAACCUCCACAUCCUUCCCUCUCCCCUGAUCUGUGGAUUUCGGCGUGUUGGGGGACAUGGAGGAAGAAAGAAUGGCUUCUGAGUUACAGAAAAAUAAGAUGCAGGACUCAGUGGUCUUUGAGGAUGUGGCUGUGGACUUUACCCAGGAGGAGUGGGCUUUGCUGGAUCUUGCUCAAAGGAACCUCUACAAAGAUGUGAUGCUGGAAAACUUCCGGAACCUGGCCUCACUGGGUAAGAAAUGGGAAAACGGGGAAUACCAUAGUGUUGAACAUCAGAACAAAAUCAAUGAGAGACAUUUGAGAAGUCAUAUGCUGGAGAAUGUGUAUGAAUGUAAUGAAGAAAAUCAACGUGGACAAACCUUUAGCCAAAUUUCAAAGGUUAAUAUGCUUGAGAGAACUACUGAAGUAAAAUCCUAUGAAUGCCAUGAGUGUGGAAAGGCCUUCAUGGAUCAUUCAUCCCUUAAGAAUCACAUCAAGUCUCAUACCGGAAGCAAACCCUAUCAGUGUAAAGAAUGUGGGAAGGCUUUUUAUUUUCUUGCUUGUUUUAAGAAGCAUUUGAAGACUCCCACUGAAGAGAAACCCUAUGAAUGUAAGGAAUGUGCCAAAGCCUUCAAUUGUUCCUCAUUCUUUAGGGCACAUAUGAAGAUUCACAUUGGAAGGACAAACUAUGAGUGUAAAGAAUGUGGGAAAACUUUUAGUUGUUCUUCAUCUCUCACAGAGCACAAAAGAAUUCAUAGUGGAGAUAAGCCUUAUGAAUGUAAGGAAUGUGGGAAGGCCUUUAGUUGUUCCUCCUCACUAUCCAAACACAAAAGAAUUCAUAGUGGAGAUAAGCCAUAUGAAUGUAAAGAAUGUGGAAAAGCCUUUAGUUCUUCCUCUCACCUUAUUAUACACAUAAGAAUUCACACUGGAGAGAAGCCUUAUGAAUGUAAAGAGUGUGGGAAAGCCUUCAGUGAGUCCUCAAAACUCACUGUACAUGUGAGAACACAUACUGGAGAGAAACCCUAUAAAUGUAAGGAAUGUGGGAAAGCCUAUAAUUGCCCCUCCUCCUUAAGUAUCCAUAUGAGAAAACACACUGGAGAGAAACCCUAUGAAUGUCUGGAAUGUGGAAAAGCCUUCUAUCUUCCUACUUCCCUUAAUACACAUGUGAAAAAUCAAAGUAGAGAGAAACCCUAUGAAUGUAAAGAAUGUGGGAAGGCCUUUAGUUGUCCCUCAUCCUUCAGAGCACAUGUGAGAGAUCACACUGGAAAGAUACAAUAUGAAUGUAAGGAGUGUGGGAAGGCCUUUAGUCGUUCCUCAUCCCUUACUGAACACUUAAGAACUCAUAGUGGAGAGAAGCCCUAUGAAUGUAAGGAAUGUGGAAAAGCCUUUAUUAGUUCCUCCCACCUUACAGUACAUAUAAGAACUCACACUGGAGAGAAACCUUAUGAAUGUAAGAAAUGUGGGAAAGCCUUUAUUUAUCCCUCAGCCCUUAGGAUACACAUGAGAACGCACACGGGGGAAAAACCCUAUGAAUGUAAGGAAUGUGGGAAAGCAUUUCGUCAUUCUUCAUACCUUACUGUACAUGCAAGAAUGCACACUGGAGAGAAACCCUUUGAAUGUCUGGAAUGUGGAAAAGCCUUCAGUUGUCCCUCAUCCUUUCGAAGACAUGUGAGAAGCCACACUGGAGAGAAACCAUAUGAAUGUAAGGAAUGUGGGAAAGCCUUUGUUUGUCCUGCCUACUUUCGAAGACAUGUAAAAACUCACUCUAGAGAAAACAUAUAGAGUAGUCCCCCCUUAUCUGCAGGGCAUACAUUUGAAGACCCCCAGUGGAUGCCUGAAACCAUGGAUACUGAACUCUGUAUGUACUGUUGUUUUCUAUACAGAUGCUCCUUGAUUUAAAACAGGGUUACUUUCCAAUAAACCCAUCAUAAGUUGAAAAUAUCAUAAGUUGAAAAUGCAAUUAUACAUCCUCCAAACUUCAUAGCCUAGCCUACCUUAAAUGUGUUCAGAACACUUACGUUAGCCCACAUUUGGGCAAAAUGAUCUGGCAACACAGUGCUCUGCAAAGUAUUGGUUGUUUACUCUCAUGAUUGAGUGGCUGACUGGGAGCUGUGGCUUGCUGCUGCCACCCAGCAUCAUGAGGGAGUAUUGUACAUGUGUAUGGCCUUCGAACUGUCAUAAAGUCAAAAAAAUCAUAAGUAGAACCACUGUAAGUUAGAGACUGUCUUUACACGCAUAACUAUGAUAAAGUUUAACUUGUAAAUUAACCACAGUAAGAAAUUAACAAUAACUUAUAACAAAAUAAAAUAAUUUUAACUAUAUGCCAGCCUCACAACUCCUGUGCUUUGAGGCCUUUAUUAAAUAAAACAAGAAUUACUUGAACACAAGCAGUCCAGUACUGUGACAGUUGAUCUGAUCACUAAGACGGCUACUAAAUGACUAAUGGGUGGAUAGUGUAUAGAGUGUGGAGAUGCUGGACAAUGAAAUGAUUCACAUCCUGAUCAGGACAGAAUGGGAUGACAAGAGAUUUCAUCAUGCUACUCAGAAUGGCAUGCAAUUUUAAAUACAUGAAUUGUUUAUUUCUGGAAUUUUUCAUUUAAUAUUUUUGGAUGGCACUUGACAGCAGAUAACAAACUGUGGAAAACAAAACUGUGGAUAAGGAGGGACUACUGCAUUUCUUUAGAGUAAUGAAUGGAAAUGAUGAAAAUGAACAUCUUUGCCUUGUUCCUGAACUUAGGAAAAAGUGUUCAA